Bufo bufo (common toad) is the source of this 509-nucleotide messenger RNA. Its product is annotated as growth-regulated alpha protein-like. The transcript has 4 exons. Gene Ontology annotation, molecular function: CXCR chemokine receptor binding; chemokine activity. Bases 25 to 375 code for a protein of 116 amino acids. Lineage: Eukaryota; Metazoa; Chordata; Amphibia; Anura; Bufonidae. Gene Ontology annotation, cellular component: extracellular region. The record is from RefSeq and is a predicted model, not a curated record. Gene Ontology annotation, biological process: chemokine-mediated signaling pathway; cellular response to lipopolysaccharide; antimicrobial humoral immune response mediated by antimicrobial peptide.
AUCUGCCCAUGAGCACCUUACAGUAUGCAGUGCAAAAUCUCAUCCCCAUCUGUAUUUGUUCUCCUGCUUCAGCUGUCAGCAAUGCUUCAUAUCUGCACUGGUAUACCUGAGUCUGCAGAUUUGCGUUGCCAGUGUAUCAAUACUGUCAGAGUGUUAAAACCUAUUGACAAGAAGCAAGUUAUGAAACUAGAACUUUUUAACAGUGGUCCUCAUUGCUCCAGAGCAGAAGUUAUUCUUACAUUGAAAAAUGGGUAUAAAAGCUGUUUAAAUCCGGAAGUCAAGUGGGUGAAACGCAUGGUCGAUAAUAUUCUUAAGAAAAAGGGCAUCAAGAAAAAAGUAAUGCUACAACAUCAGAGUUCAGAUACGUUACACUAAAGUCCACUCCUGGCUUCAAGGCAUGUACCACAGACAGAGAACAACUGAGAUUUUUUAUUUAUUUUUUAUCACAGGGCAAAAUAUAAUGGAUAUACAAUCUUAAAUCUGGUAGCAACUCUGAAGUCUAUGAUGUG